This is a messenger RNA of Paramecium pentaurelia, 1712 nucleotides long. Lineage: Eukaryota; Ciliophora; Oligohymenophorea; Peniculida; Parameciidae. The record is from the annotation of a GenBank genome assembly.
AUGAAAAAGCAUCCAAUAGAGCAAAUUCAUAGUUCUGUUUAUGAUAAGGUUGUUAAAUCUUUAACUCUUUUUUUUAUGAUAAUCUCUUUAUUGAUCAGCAUAGGACUAGAUAUAGUGCAUGGUGUAGUUGAUUUUUAUUCAAAUGAAUAUUAAUACAAAGCUUAAAAUGCUACAAUUGGAUAUAUUUCCGAUAAUCUAAUUUACAAACCAAUUAAAUAGUAUCAAAUACUUAAUUAUAAUUAGAGUAUAUUUUAGAGAUUUAGAUUGUGAUACAUCUGAAGAAAUUUAAUAAUUAUUUCCAUUUGCAGAAUAUAAUAUUACUAGAUGGUUCUCUCAAUUGAUUUGUGUUACUAGAUUUAAGGAUAUAAGAUUAUCAACUGAAUGUACAGAGACUGAAUAUAAUUGUGGACCUUAUUGUAUAUAAACAAGUGAAGGUUCUUAAUGUCCUAUUUCAAAAUUGACAAUAAUAUAAAAUGAGAUUGUUGAUGAAGAUGCAGAUUAAAAUUUGGAGAGUAAUAGGGAUCUAUAUAUUUAAAGGGAGAAUUCAUCUUAUGGAAUAUUUAAAAUUCAAGUUGUAAUAAGAGGAUAUCCUUGUUUGAAUCCUUUAAUUUAUAUAACAGCAGGAUUAACUAAUAAUAGUGAUUAUAUAGAUCCUGAAAAUUGUGAAGGCUCUGAUUUUGAUACAGAUAAUAGUGUGAAAAUAGAAUAAACAACACUUUCAGAAUUUUCAAAAUAAGGUUUAGAGGCAUUAUCUUUUAAUGGUGUACCUUCAUCUGUAAUUGGUUCAGCAAUAACUUAUUUGACAGCAAGAGUAUAUAUUAUAUUAUAUUAAAAAAAAGAAUAAAAUUGCAUCAAAAGCUGAAGAUAGUUGCACAUAAAUUGAUAAUAAUAUGAUUAAUGAAACUGAAAAUUGUGAAUAAUCAAUUUAAGAAAUUGGUUUAAUUUAUGUAGUUAUUAAAUAAAUAUUUACUGGAUUCAUAGGAAUUAUUUUAAUCAUAGAAAUUUAUAUUCUUAAAUUCAGAAUUGUUAAUGAUAUAAGAAUAAUUACAGUCAUAUUAAAAAUACUAUUAGUAUGUUAGAUGUCAUUCAUACUAAUUGAAGGUGGUUUAAUAUUAUAUUAGGAAAAACUUAGAAUUGAUGCAGAACUCUAUUUUAAAUCUAUAGCAAAUUGUUAUAUAUCUGAUCAAAUCUAUAAUGUAUUUGCCAAUUUUCCAAAUCUCUUUCCAGCAGAUGUCAAUACUUAUGUAUCACUCAUUACAAUUUCAAUAAUAAUUAUAGCCAUUAGUGAAUUCAUCUUAGUUAUGAUGUUUAUAGUAUAAAUGUUCCAUUGGUGUUUUAAAUAAAAGAAGGAGAAAUUGUAUGUAUCUGAACCAGAUACUUAAAGACAACAAAUUCCUUCAAAAGAAGAUAUUCAUCAUUCAGAAACUAGUCCUUACUAAAAACCUUUAUCACCUUAUUAAUCCAAAUUUCCUCCUAUUUAUUCAAACAUUUAAAAUAAUAUAAUCCAAAAUCAAAGUAAUCCAAUUAAUUAAGAAUCAAAAUAUGUUAAUGAAUAUGUUCCUCCAAAUCAAUUUGAAGAUCCUAAAUAUAUUCCACCAAAUCAAUUUGGAGAACCUUCAUAACCUAAAUUUUCUGAAAGUUAUAUACCUCCUCAAAUUAAUAAUAUCUAAUCAACUCUUGUAGUAGCAGGAAAAAAGAAUUCCAAAUAUUGA